Messenger RNA from Dryobates pubescens (Downy woodpecker), 971 nucleotides. RefSeq names its product chloride intracellular channel 4 (gene CLIC4). The transcript is spliced from 6 exons. The record is from RefSeq and is a predicted model, not a curated record. NCBI's taxonomy places the organism in Eukaryota, Metazoa, Chordata, Aves, Piciformes, Picidae. The coding region runs from base 95 to 856 and encodes 253 amino acids.
GGCAGUCGCGCUGGGCUCAGGGCGGGGAGCGGCGAGCGGAGCGGCGACGCCGUCCCGGCUGGCAGCGGCGGGAGAGGCGAGCGGCGGCUGAAGCAUGGCGCUGUCCGUGCCGGUUAACGGGCUGAAGGAGGGCGACAAGGAGCCCGUCAUAGAGCUUUUCGUUAAGGCUGGCAGUGAUGGGGAGAGCAUAGGCAACUGCCCCUUCUCUCAGAGGCUCUUCAUGAUCCUGUGGCUGAAGGGAGUGGUGUUCAGUGUCACAACAGUCGACCUGAAGAGGAAGCCAGCAGACCUGCAGAACCUGGCCCCAGGCACUCACCCUCCCUUCAUCACCUACAACGGGGAGGUGAGGACAGACGUCAACAAGAUCGAGGAGUUCCUGGAGGAUGUGCUGGCCCCUCCCAAGUACCUGAAGCUUUCCCCAAAGCACCCUGAGUCCAACACAGCUGGCAUGGAUAUCUUUGCCAAGUUCUCUGCUUUCAUCAAGAACUCAAGACCAGAAGCUAAUGAAGCCCUGGAGCGUGGCCUGCUGAAGACCCUGCAGAAGCUGGAUGAGUACCUGAACAGCCCCCUGCCCGACGAGAUCGACGAGAACAGCCUGGAGGACAUCGCCUGCUCCGGCCGCAAGUUCCUGGACGGCAACGAGAUGACCUUGGCCGACUGCAACCUGCUGCCCAAGCUGCACAUUGUCAAGGUGGUGGCCAAGAAGUAUCGCAACUUCGAGAUCCCCAAGGAGAUGAGAGGGGUCUGGAGGUACCUCACCAAUGCCUACAGCAGGGAUGAGUUCACCAACACCUGCCCUGGAGACAAGGAAAUUGAGAUAGCCUACAGUGAUGUAGCCAAGAGACUCAGCAAGUAAAAGCAGCUCCUGCAACCCAGAGAGGGAGGAGAGAGAGCUCUGACUUCUUGCAUCUUCAUAACAAAGCUUCUAACAGACUGCUCCUUUUCCCUCUGUCUGUCUUUGGUUGGUUGGG